AUGUAAUAGUUUUCUUAAAUAGUUUUAAAAAGCAUUAUAAUUUUUAACCUUAUUUAACUAAACAUAUCAAAAAUAUACUUAAAACCCAUUGAGUAUUAAGAAUUAUAUGAGCGAUUUGAAUAUUCUAAACAACUAAGCUACCAAGAGACAGAAGAAUUUGAAAUAAUCACACAAAUAAUAUACAAAAAUAAUGCUUACAUUAAUUAUUUAAUCAUUUUCGCUUAGCCACUGGAGUGUGAAAGCAAUAAUAUAGAAAUGAUAACAUAUAUAGAAUUGGGAUAAAGUAAAUCAAGAAUAUGUGAUAGAAAUUCUUAAUUUUAACAAAACAAUAUCUGUGUGUAUCAAAUAGAUAACUAAGUAGAACAAUCAUUCUCAAUUAUAAUUAAAUGUUUAUCAGAAAAAUGUUCAGUUUAAAUCUACUUUUCAGUGUAAAGAGAAAAUUACAUUAAUAUUAAAAAUAUUGGAUAAUUAUCAAAUAGUUUUGUACAAAUUUAUCAUCUUGAAAAAAACUAUUUUUUGAAAAAAAAAGAUGCUACUAUUAUGAUACAAGGAAAAUUUAAUAAAAUCUUAACUUAUUCAAAAGAUAUAUUUGGAAACAAAGACUGCAUAAGCUAUCAAAUUUACUAAAACCAAAUAAUAGUAAUUUAAUAUACAAUUUUAUGUGAAGCAUAAAUUAUACUUAUAGUUGUACAAUCUUUUCCAAGAUAGUAAAUUAUAUUCGAUUAAGUGCAGGCAAUAACAAUAGAAAAGCAGAUUACUCAAGUAAGUCCUGUCGGAGUCUAAUAAUACUUUUUUGUUAACUAAGAAGAUUGCAUUUUAGAAUAAGUUUAAUAAAAAAUAUAACCAUUUGAGAUUAUUUAGUUAUAAUCCAAAGCUUUUGUUGAUAUAAAAUGUGAAAAAAAAACUUAAUUAUACCUAUUCUAGUUAAAUUUCUAAUUUUAUUAAAUUUUUUUCUCUUAUUACAUUUCAUAGAUAAAAAACUAUGAAAUAGUUAUUCUAGACAAAUAUUAUUCAUAUUACCAUGGUAAUACAAUAUAUUGCUAUAAGUUUAUUUCCCCUGGUUAUAGAGUUUACAGAUUCGACUCAUAAAAUUAGAUAAUAACUGAUCAAUAUGUUUAAAAUUUUAUAAAAAACGGCAAUAAAUAAAAUGAUUUUUAAAUAUAAUUGUAAGAGAUAACAUAUUAAUCGGGUACAGAAGUUUGCUUUGAAGAUGAAAUUUACUCAUACUCUAAUCACAAAGGCCAUAUUAUAAUUUCUCCAAAUAAUGAGAAUCUUCACUACAGUUUUAAUAUAAAAUUUUAUCAAAUUUAAAUAGAUUUAAAUUAAUAUUUUGCAAGUAGUUUUAAGAUAAAUGACUACAUUUACAUAGAUUAAAAUGUUAGGAAAAUAAAUUUUUUUAGUGAUGAUAUCAAAUAGGAGUUGAACUUUGGUUUUAAAAUAAGAGGAAUCCAUGUAAGUAUUUUGUUAAAUAAUAUAUGA
Molecule: messenger RNA, 1479 nt
Organism: Tetrahymena thermophila SB210
Lineage: Eukaryota; Ciliophora; Oligohymenophorea; Hymenostomatida; Tetrahymenidae
Exons: 3
Source: RefSeq, a predicted model, not a curated record